Chanos chanos (milkfish) is the source of this 1271-nucleotide messenger RNA. It is a transcript of the gene hmces, whose product is annotated as 5-hydroxymethylcytosine binding, ES cell specific. Bases 55 to 1137 code for a protein of 360 amino acids. Gene Ontology annotation, molecular function: single-stranded DNA binding. The record is from RefSeq and is a predicted model, not a curated record. Lineage: Eukaryota; Metazoa; Chordata; Actinopteri; Gonorynchiformes; Chanidae. Gene Ontology annotation, biological process: protein-DNA covalent cross-linking repair. The transcript has 7 exons.
AUUUUCUUUCUCAGUCACACUGCGUUUGGUUCUGUCAGUGGUAUCUGCCUGGGCAUGUGUGGGAGAACAGCUUGCACUCUAGCACCGGAUGAGAUCAGUCGAGCCUCUAGGUACCGCGACCGUGCAGGGCGACGACGACGGCCCAAAUGGAAGGACGGAGAUGCGGACAAAUACCGAUCAUCUUACAACAAAAGUCCCCAGUCUUUCAGCCCAGUUUUACUGUCUCAUAGACAUUUUAAUAAGGAUGCACCAGCAGAUGAAUUCGUCCUAGCAUCAAUGCGCUGGGGUCUUGUGCCAGCUUGGUUCAAAGAGAACGACCCAAGCAAGAUGCAGUACAGCACUUCAAACUGCCGCAGUGAAAGCCUUCUGGAGAAGAAGUCCUACAAGGAUCCUCUUUUGAAAGGGCAGCGGUGUGUCAUCUUAGCUGACGGCUUCUAUGAGUGGAAGAGGCAAGAAAAGGGCAAACAGCCCUUCUUCAUCUACUUCCCUCAGAGCCAGGGAAAAGUGCUGAGUCAGCAAGACACAGCUAAAGAAGAUGAAAAAAACACAUCAAAGCUGCUCCCCAUGGAAAAAAACCUGGACCAAGAUAAAGCAGACAGUGAAUGGGGAGGAUGGCGCUUGCUCACUAUGGCGGGACUCUUUGAUUGCUGGACCCCCCCUGGUGGUGGGGAGGCACUCUACUCCUACAGUAUUAUCACAGUGGAUGCUGCACCAAACAUACAAGACAUACAUAACAGGAUGCCAGCAGUGCUGGAGGGAGAGGAGGAGGUAAGGAGGUGGUUGGAUUUUGGAGAAGUGCGGUCUUUAGAUGCCAUGAAAUUACUCCAGCCUAAAUCCACACUGACCUUUCACCCUGUCUCCUCGUUUGUCAACAACUCUCGCAAUAACUCUCCUGAGUGUCUGCUUCCUGUGGACCUUAACAGCAAGAAGGCACCUUUGCCCUCAGCAAGCAGCAAUAGGAUGAUGAACUGGCUGAAGACUGGAUCACCCACAAAAAGAAAGGAGCCAGCUGAGGACGACAAACACAAGGAAAGGUCUUUUGGAAAACCCUCACCAAAGAAGCAGCCUAAGCCAGGAAGUGUCCUUGAGCAGUGGCUGCUGGAAUCACGGUCAAACAAGAAAUGCCAGACUACUUAAUGAAAGAACAAGCAGUGACUGUUAAAAAAAAAAAAAUCAUCAAAGAGGAGUGUACCGUCAAAACUUUCUCUCCAUAUAUAUAUUUUUUAACAAAAUAGCAUGAAUCCCUGUUCAGAGUAUCUGCUUUAAUAAAC